GACGAAAGGAAAGAAACUCCGGGGAAAGAGAGAGAAAAGAAAAUAAAGAAAAGCAAAAUAAGAAACCAGAGAGAGGAAGAGGAGAGAGAGGGCCAGUCGUGAGAGAGGCAUCGAAGAUGGUCGAAGAGAUCCUCUGAGAUCAUCCUGCAAAGAGGCAGUAAUAGAAAAAUAUUUGAUAUUCUUGAAAAAGCUUUUGCAGUUUAAUUUAUUUAAAAAAUUAUUAUUUUUUCAUUGCUGCCUUUUUGAGUCUCUACCUGUCUAUCUUCCUCCCACCUAUCACCAGCCCAUUACAUUCCCUCCCUCGUCUUGAAGAAGGUUUCUGAUUUGGAAAGAAAAAAAAAAAUCUAUCAAAUUACACCAGAAUUGGAAAUUUGCCCUCAGGGGAGACUACACCACCUUUUUUUGCUACUCCUUCAUGUUCCAAUUCAUUUCGUGGAGAUAUAUAACCCGCUGAGCCAGGUUAUGUACAUUUUGGAGGAACGGGUGUAGAAAAAAUUUAUUAAAGCAGAGAUGAGGGACCCUGAUAUUAUCAUUAUUGACAAAUGUGAAGACUUUGCAUUUCCUUGUAAUAUAGUGUUGUAUAGUUCUUUGUAAAUCGAAACAUAUACUCAGGUAUUACGAUAGUUGUGUUACUUUCGUUAUUGUUGUGAAUUGAAGGGGCGGUCUUGAAUAGGAAACCUGGCGAUAUUGUAUUGUUGUAGCUACCUCCAGUGCCAUAAUUGGUUCAUCAAGCGAUGGGGGGUAGAUGGAACCCAAAUGGAUUCCAGUUAUGUUUCUUGGUUCUGAUUCUGGGUCUUGAAAUUCAAGGUUCUUGGUCACUUAAUGAUGAGGGACUAAUUUUGUUGGAAUUUCGUGCAAAAGUAAGUUCUGAUCCUUUUAGUGCAUUUGCUAACUGGAAUUCUCAUGAUAAUAAUGCUUGCUUAUGGUCUGGCGUUCAAUGUGUGGAUGGUAAAGUUCAAAUGUUAGAUCUGAAUGGGCUGUCUUUGGAAGGGACAUUGGCACCUGAUAUUGGCAAACUCAGUCACUUAAGAUCUCUUGUGCUAUACAAAAACUGUUUUUCCGGUGCCAUUCCUAAAGAGAUUGGAGGACUUACCAAGCUAGAACUUUUAGACUUGAGGGAUAAUAAUUUCAAUGGAACAAUUCCAGAAGAAAUAAGAAGAUUGCCAUCACUAAAAUGCUUGUUGCUUUGCAACAAUAAAUUUGAAGGCAGCAGUCUUUUGGAGAUCGGCAAGAUUAACUUCUUUUCUGAAUUGCAAUUUGAUGAAAAACUUGUAUGUGCUGCAGCCCCUGGAACUAAGUGUACAGAUAUAAAAUUUAGAAAUGGUGUGUGGCAGAACAGUUUGAAACACUUGAAUGGGGCUUAUUCAAUGAUAAUCCCACUUAAAGGAGCUGUUAUACGUUACCUAAAUGCCUUGCUGCUGCCAUGGUUCAAUCAUGGAAAUGACUCUCUGCAUCAAUUUGACAACAGUUGCUGUGAGAAGCCAGCCAGUUCAUCUGAGCCACAGAUGGUCCAACAUGUAGAAAUCCUUGUCAAUGUUGGACGUCGUAGACUACUUGAAGAGUCCAGUAACCUCCAAGCUGUACCUGCUGAUAGUGGGUCCUCUGAAGAGAUAAUUUUUUUACCAACUAUCCAUAGCAGUGGGAGUUUCCCAGCUAUACCAAAUGAACCUUCACCUGUGCCAGUAGCGUCACAAGCUCUGUCUCCACCAACAAGUGCUCCAACUAGUGAACAAUCUGGUGAAAAUACCUGGUUGUAUUUCUUGAUUAUUCCAUUUGUGGUUUCAUUCUUCAUUCUUGUCAUCGCCCUGCUGUGUCUUUGCCGUAAAAGAGGAGUCACAACUAUAGGUCCCUGGAAGACAGGACUGAGUGGACAGCUGCAAAAAGCAUUUGUUACAGGGGUUCCGAAGCUAAAUCGAGCUGAGCUGGAAACUGCUUGUGAGGAUUUCAGCAAUAUAAUUGACACUCACGAUGGUUGCAUUAUGUACAAGGGAACAUUGUCCAGUGGAGUUGAGAUUGCUGUUGCAUCAACUUUAAUUGCUUCUUCCAAAGAAUGGUCAAAGAAUGCAGAGAUGGCAUACCGGAAAAAGAUUGAUACACUAUCUCGGAUUAACCAUAAGAACUUCGUCAAUCUUAUUGGCUUCUGUGAGGAGGAUGAACCUUUCAACAGGAUGAUGGUGUUUGAAUAUGCUCCCAAUGGAAGCCUCUUUGAACAUCUUCAUAUUAAAGAAAUGGAACAUCUUGACUGGAUUGCAAGGAUGAGGAUAAUAAUGGGUGUUGCUUAUUGCUUACAAUACAUGCACCACGAUUUAAAUCCACCAGUGGCACAUUCGAACUUGAAUUCACAUAAUAUCUAUCUAACCGAUGACUAUGCUGCUAAGAUAGCAGAGAUCUGUUUCUUGCCACAAACAGCACCAAAGCCGAAGCACUCGUGUGAUCAUGACUCGGAGCAUUCUGUGUUGCCACCGCUGGCUGAUGUAGAGACAAAUAUCUAUUGUUUUGGGAUUCUAUUGCUUGAAAUCAUUUCUGGAAAGCUCCAAUACUCAGAUGAACAAGGGCCCCUUGAGAAAUGGGCUUCUGAAUAUUUAAGUGACAAGCGUAGUAUCAGCUACAUGAUCGAUCCAACCCUUAAGUCCUUCAAAAACAAUGAGCUCGACGUCAUCUGCGAGAUUAUCCAAGAAUGUAUACAACCAGAUCCAAGGCAGAGACCAACAAUGAGGGACAUUACUACUAAGUUAAGAGGAGUCAUUCCAAUAACACCUGAUCAAGCGACUCCAAGACUUUCUCCGCUAUGGUGGGCCGAGCUCGAGAUAUUAUCCGUUGAGGCAACUUAAGUUCUUUCUGACUCUCUUCUCUGUAUUUUAAGUCUGUCACACUCAAAUGCCAAAAAAGACUAGCUUUUUCAGGUGCUUCCUCCCCACAUUAAUGAAUUACCAUCAGUACACAGCUUUGACAUCUUUUUUUUUUUUUUGGCUCAUUGUUCUGUAUUUGUCUCAUAAUUGAUUGUAUUCAAUUUUUCUUUUUUUUAUUUUUCUUCUUUCUUUUCAUUUCUCCCUAGCACAUCCAUCAGAAGGAGGGUGUAAUAUAUUUGUCUCUUGAUGGGGUAUUGUGCUACCAGUUGGUACAGGAUGAUAUAUGUAUUUCGUGAUUCAAGUUUGUGGUGUAAAAAACUAACUUAGCACUAGGAUCUCACUCCUAGUGAACUUAUUAAUUGUGAGCUUUUUAAUAAAUAGGCUGUUAGUGUUAUCAGGA
This is a messenger RNA of Jatropha curcas, 3249 nucleotides long. Its product is annotated as protein MALE DISCOVERER 2. Lineage: Eukaryota; Viridiplantae; Streptophyta; Magnoliopsida; Malpighiales; Euphorbiaceae. Gene Ontology annotation, biological process: protein phosphorylation. Gene Ontology annotation, molecular function: ATP binding; protein kinase activity. The record is from RefSeq and is a predicted model, not a curated record.